Actinia tenebrosa (Australian red waratah sea anemone) is the source of this 3153-nucleotide messenger RNA. RefSeq lists its product as uncharacterized. NCBI's taxonomy places the organism in Eukaryota, Metazoa, Cnidaria, Anthozoa, Actiniaria, Actiniidae. The record is from RefSeq and is a predicted model, not a curated record.
UCAGAGCAAGCAAGCAAAGGAAAAACGAUGUGCAAAAAAAGUUGAGUGAACUAAGGAAGGAAGGAAGGAACGCGAUAACGAACGAAGGAAGCAAGAAAGCAAGCAAAGAAAAAAGGAAGCAAGGAUUCAAAAAGAAUCCGCAAAAACUGUAGCAACAAGAGAAAACAUCAGCGACCCAGGGUUUGAACUAAGAAACCGCGAGGAGUACCGUUAGAAUGCAUUGCAUCAAUUCCGCAUAUAAAAAACGUUUUUUCGUACGCUUUAAUAGCGUGCCUAAAAGAGAUUAUUGAAUACAAAACGUGUCAUUUGAAGGCGUAAAAAGUGAAUCUUUUGUCAUAAGGCAAACAAAAAAGAAUUCACUUAUAGAAUAAAGUCGCUUUCUCGCUUAAUGAUGCUUUGACGUCUUCCCUAUUCAAAAAAUAUAACAAAGAGACGUGCGUCGCAUGAACAAUCGCUAACUGUAGACCCCUUAUUGACCAUUACAAUACACAUUCUUCGUCGACCAAUCAGAAGUAGACUUCUUAAUAACUCUUUAUCAAAGAAUUAUUAUUCUUAAUUAGCUCUAGGGUAUUUUCUGUGAGUUAUUUAAAUUCACAUAAAAAACCAUGGAACAAUGAGUCUUGUUCAAAAUUUCCAUUUCAUGGAUUAUCCGAGCCGCGUUAAGUAAUAUUUGACAUUGCUUUGUUUACUGAUGGCUUAUGUACUAUUUAAUCAUAAACUCUAGAAACUUGAGAUGGUUUAGCAUUAAAGAGGAACAAGUUUCAACACUGAUGUAAAUCUUUUGUGAAUUCUACUUUAGUUCAAGACAUGUGCGUUUGGAUUAAGAAAUGACUUUUUGAAAUCCCGAGAUUUCUAAUUCUAAGGAUAUGGAGCUUAAAGAUGACGAUGGCACUUCAGAUGGCGAAAAGCGUCUGUCUCUGACCCGUGAAAGGCUUCUUCAUAAACGAUCCAAAACUUUUCAUUCGCUACCCUCAAGAAGUAAUACAAAAUCUAAAAGAACUGUAAAAGCAGAUUCUUCAGAGUUAGAAAAUGUGGUUAGAUUUGAAAGAACAAGACCAUCAAGUUGUGUAACAGUUGAUUAUGAAUCAAAACAGAGAUUGAGGACAUCCAGUAUACCGUUACUACGACCAAAGACUGUCUCGCUCACCGGUAAAUUUAACAAGAACGGAAAGAACCAUUUCCAAGUGCUUGGCACAGAGAUUUCUUUUGGAAAAAAUUCCAAGCAAAACAACGAAGAAAAUAAAGAAUUCUACUCGAGUUUUUAUGGAAGACGAUCGCGAAGACGUACGAACUCAGCAGCUUCAAAUAGGAGUAGAAAUCCAAGUUUGGGAUCGUCUACAGAGGUGCUUUCUGCGCGCUCGAGGUCAGGCUCCAAGACGGCCUUGUCUAGAAUUCCUGGCUUAAUCAAACUCAACAGUUCUUGUGAUAUGAAAGAUUUUAGCGAAGUAGAAUACGACGAUGAUGACGAAGAAAGACGUAAAAAGCUAAGAGAAAGGUUCAGGCAUGCAGUUCGUCUAGUCAGCAUCUUCAGUGUAUUUUGUAUUGGAAUCAGAAAAUACGCCGAGCAAGAAAAAAGUGGAGAAUACGACAUGUAUUAUUUGAGAGACAUGUUGCCUGACAACGAAGAUAAACCUACACCCGUGCAAGAAUCUUCACUGUAUUUCAAUAAACACUUGUUUUCGAGGGAUAACACGCUCCACUUUCCAUUCUGGGCUCGUUGGAUCUGUGCCCAGGAUCCCUCAGACAGAACCGACGCAGAGAUCAACAAACUUGUUACAUUACUUCGAGGAAUCAAAAGCUUUAAUAAAUUCUCACGUGAAGCGCAGUGGCAUCUCUGUCGCACUAUGACCUAUGAGAUUGCCCUGAUGACAGAAGACGCUUGCCGCACAGCGACCAUCAUCUGCCGCGAAAGAGUCGAGGUUCUUGUAGUGAACAGAGAAACUGUUAUGGAACACUGUCCUGACGUUUUUCAGAAAGAGUUUCAGGAAAAAAUGAGUAUAUUAAAAUCUCACGAUCUCUUUCAAAGAUGGGAUGAAAAACCACUGAAGCAGCUUUGCUUCGAGUCACACAUUAAAGAACUCGCACAUGGUAAGCUGGUAGAUCCUGACUCCACAGCAUCAGAUGCCGUACAAUUCAUCUUAAGGGGUAAAAUCGACAUGCUUCGCCGGCUAGACCUGAGUGCCGUUCUCGCCUCCAAAGCAUCCAUAAGCCUUUGCAAGAAGCUACCUCUACCAAGGCCCACAUCCGCCAUUCCCAGGAAAGGAAAAUCUGGUGUAGAAUACGUCAGUGUUGGAUCGCUGUAUAAGAACGAUGCUUGGGAUCUCCGAACAGUUUUCCCUAAUGUAUUUAAAGAGCCCGGAAACAUACUGGUCAGCGCCGGUGUCAGGCUUCUUAAGGUUCCUAAGCAACGGAUUAUACAACUUAGUCCAGCGGGAGCGUUAGAGGAAUUUGAGUGCAACUUUGUACAAAAUCACAGAUGUCCAAGUGAUGAUGAACUUUACCAGGAAUACUUGUCAGCGCAAGCCUGGCUCGAGUACCGUCAGAAAGUCGUUAAAAACGUCAUUGACUGUAAACAUGGACACUUCAUUGCGCAUGCGUCUUGUUUGUCCAAGGGCACUUCUGGAUGGGGGGCUUGGCCAGGGAAAGAAAUUAAGGCCCAAGAACCCAAAGAGGACAAAGAUCACGAUGAGUCUUGAUUGUCGGUCAGCAUUAGAAAAAAAGGAAAGUAGACAAUUCAUUGCGCAUGUGUACGUGGGUGUCCAAGGGCACUUCUGAAUAGGGGGCUUGGCCAGGGAAAGAAAUUAAAGGGGCACUUGGAUGAAAAUGGAUAAAAAUUGGAAAUGACUUUAAACUUAGUUAAACGUAUCUGUAUGGCCCCAAUAGUAGCCAAGCAACAUAUUUUCUUCACAGUAAAAUGUGUCGGAUAAAAAUUAUCAAUUUUAUUUUAGCAUCUAAAUUGUGAGUAAAUCACGUCAUUUACUCAACCCUAUUGAUUUUUUUUCUUUUGACCCAAAAUUUCUCAACUGCAARUGGMUCCCAGGCGAAAAUUUUCAMUAAUCUGGUUUACAUAAUCAUAAUAAGCCUGAAGCGAGAUGACGUUUUACCCCCGUCUCUAGACCAUAAUCCUUUUCAUAUUGCUUUUGUUCUUUAAUU